Messenger RNA from Rhopalosiphum maidis (corn leaf aphid), 1247 nucleotides. RefSeq names its product WD repeat-containing protein 82-like. Lineage: Eukaryota; Metazoa; Arthropoda; Insecta; Hemiptera; Aphididae. The record is from RefSeq and is a predicted model, not a curated record. Gene Ontology annotation, molecular function: protein binding; chromatin binding. Gene Ontology annotation, cellular component: Set1C/COMPASS complex.
CUACUGACUAGUAUGAGCCGCAUUUAGUGCGCAUUGUCAGUUCGCCGCCAAUAGUCAAUCGCCGCUAUUACGCUUUUUAUUUCCUGGAUUCUCGACAUUUCUCGCCCCCCGAACACGACCCGUUCUCACAAGUCGCACAGCUAUUACAUUUUCCAGUUUUCUCACUCUACAGACGACCAACUAAAGCUGCUUGCGUCCUUUCACGUAUCGAACAACUUUAAGAACUCCGCCGCCGACUCAUCAUCGUGGUACUGACUACGGAACACAAUCGGACGUUAAUUGAGAUGAAGCUGGUCGACAACGUCGUACGCAGCUUCAAGGUUGCUAAGGUGUUCCGCGAGAACACCGACAAGAUCAACAGUUUUGACUUUUCACCUGCCGGAGAUUACAUCAUAUCAUGUAGUGAAGACGACCAGAUCGUUAUAUACGACAGUCAGAAAGGCGAGCUGUCCAAGACCAUUAACAGCAAGAAAUAUGGCGUCGAUCUAAUACAUUUCGCGCAUACUAAAACGACUGCUAUACACAGUUCGACCAAAGUCGACGACACUAUCAGAUACUUAUCAUUACAUGAUAAUAAGUACAUUCGUUAUUUCACGGGACAUGCCAAAAAAGUUGUGUCAUUAUGUGUGUCCCCCAUUGAGGACAUGUUUGUUUCUGGAUCAUUGGAUAAAAGUCUCAGAUUAUGGGAUUUGAGGUCGCCAAAUUGUCAAGGUUAUAUCAAUGUUAUGGGAAGACCUGUGGCAGCUUUUGAUCCAGAAGGUUUAGUGUUGGCUGCUGGCAUUAAUUCUGAAACUCUCAAACUGUUUGAUGUCAGGUCAUUUGACAAAGGACCAUUCAUUACUGUGAAGCUUCCUCAGGAGAAAGAAUGUGACUGGACUGAUCUCAAAUUUAGUCAGGAUGGCCGUACAAUACUUAUUCCUACUAAUGGAUCUUUAAUUAGAUUGAUAAAUGCAUUUAAUGGUACACCAAUCCAGACAUUUACUGGUCACUUGAAUAAUAAAGGCAUUCCUAUCGAAGCAUCGUUCAGUCCAGAUUCUCAAUACAUAUUCAGUGGAUACGAUGGUCGUAUUCAUGUAUGGAACGCAGUUACUGGCUAUAAAGUUUGUGUUCUCAAUGGAGAUCAUCCAGGCCCAGUACAUUGUGUUAAAUUUAAUCCUAAAUACAUGAUGAUGGCCUCUGCAUGUACAAAUAUGGCAUUUUGGUUACCUACAGUUGAUGAAGUAGCCAAUUUGGCAUAAGUCAAACAU